This is a messenger RNA of Hydra vulgaris (swiftwater hydra), 1941 nucleotides long. Its product is annotated as cysteine-rich with EGF-like domain protein 2-B. NCBI's taxonomy places the organism in Eukaryota, Metazoa, Cnidaria, Hydrozoa, Anthoathecata, Hydridae. The record is from RefSeq and is a predicted model, not a curated record. Gene Ontology annotation, molecular function: calcium ion binding.
AACGAUGUAAACAAUCUGCAAUUGCAUUUCCAUGUUCUGGAAGAUUUGAAUUUCGUUCACUAGUUUUAGUUUUUGAUAAAUUAUUAACAAAGAUGGCUUAUUUUAAAAUCUCCUGUUUUAAUCUAAAAGUAUUCUGUAAAUUUUUCUUUGUAUUUUGGAUUGUUAUUAAAAUGCACUUAGUUACGGGAAAGAGUCGUGUUGAAACAACUUGUCAAACGUGCAGAGAUUUAGUCAAGAACUUUAAUUUGGGCAUGGAAAAGACUGCAAAAAAUCAUUUUGGUGGUGGUGAUACUGCUUGGGAAGAAGAAAAUCUGAAAAGUUAUGCAAGAAGUGAAACAAGAUUAUUAGAAAUUUUGGAAAGUGUUUGUAAUGAUGUCAGUAAAGAGAAUAACUCUCACUGAAACUCAAGCACCAUGUUGGCUGUUGCUAUAAAAUUAGACUGAUACCAAAUAAUGUAGACAGCAUAACAUUCGUUGAGAUUUUAUUUGUUGUUUUUAAACAUGAAUUUUCCAGUCUACCUGUCACGCAAUGGUUGAAGAAAAUGAAGAAUUGUUAGAGAGUUUCUGGUUUAACAAGCAUACAGAGCUAUCUUCCUUGGAAACAUUUUUAUGUAUUGAGAAACUAAAAGCAUGUUGUCCAAUUGGAAAAUAUGGAAAAAAUUGUAAAGAGUGCCCUGGUGGUGCAAGCAAACCUUGCAAUAAUAGAGGCACAUGCAAGGGAUCAGGAACUCAAAGUGGUACUGGUGAAUGUGAAUGUAACACAGAGUACACUGGACCUGAAUGUGAAGAUUGUAAAGACAACUAUUAUAAAGAUGGGCUUGACUGUAAAAAAUGCCACAAAUCUUGCAAGUCUUGUAAUGGAUCAACAAACCAAGAAUGUGAAAGCUGUGCUGAUGGUUACAUUAUGGAUGAUGAAAAAAGAUGCAUUGAUAUUGAUGAAUGUGAAAGAAAAGACAUAUGCAAAGUUGGUGAAUUUUGUUUUAACACUGAAGGAUCAUUUAGAUGUCAUCAUUGUGAUCCUGCAUGUAAAGAUGGGUGCACAGGAACUGGAAGGUUAUCCUGUACUAAUUGCUCAAAUGGGUGGACAAGGGUGGAACUCACCAAAGCCUGUGAAGAUAUUAAUGAGUGUGAUCAAGAAGCUAUUUGUCCUAUUGGUACCUACUGUAUUAAUAACCCAGGAUCUUAUGUAUGUGAACCAUGUCACCAAGCAUGUAGUAAUGGCUGUUCAACAGCUGGACCUCAGUCAUGUAAUGCUUGUGCUGAAGGAUAUAUGUUGUCAGAGGGAAAUGGAUGUGUUGAUAUCAAUGAAUGUUUAGAAAAGAAAGUUAAAUGCUCAUCUGGUCAAAUAUGUGUUAACAGGGAUGGCCCAGACAGUUGUGAAAAUUGCCAUUCAUCGUGCCUUGAGUGUUCUUCCACUGGUAAAAGUGAUUGUUUGAUAUGUAAAAGCGGUUUAGCAUUGAUCAAUGGCCAGUGUGAUGAUAUAAACGAAUGUAUGGACAAUCCGUGUAAUUCUAAAACCGAAGUUUGCACUAACAAUAUAGGUUCUUACAAAUGCACAUGUAAACAUGGUUUUGCUCGAUCUAAAACCAGUGGUCAAUGCAUUGAAAAGAAAAAAGGAAAAGAUAUAAAAAGUGAAGAGAAGCUUGAAGUCACAACCCCAUCCGAUGGCAAAGCUGAAUUGUAAUCUCCCAAAACAUCAUGCGCCACAAUAGAUAUAUUUUUUGAAUUUUAAAAUAUUUUUUCUAAGAUGUUAUUUUUGUGAAAGCUUGUAGCUUAGGUGACGAAAGUAUUUAAAUAAUCGAUUUUACCGAUUUAGAUUGACUCGAUUGUUUUAAAAAGUAUAACUAGUUUUGACUCUGUUCUCCAUUUUAUUGUAAACACAAAACAUUUGUGUCUUGCUAUGAUAUAUGUUUUCAAAUUAAUAAAAAGUUCGUAUAUUUAA